Messenger RNA from Knipowitschia caucasica, 2271 nucleotides. The record is from the annotation of a GenBank genome assembly. Lineage: Eukaryota; Metazoa; Chordata; Actinopteri; Gobiiformes; Gobiidae.
AUGGAGCGACUGGUUCUGUGCUUGCUCUUGUGCACGGCGUUCGUCCGGAGCUACAGCUGUCCGGGCCGAUGCAUCUGCCAGCACCUGUCCCCAACUCUCACUCUGCUGUGUGCCAAGACCGGCCUGCUCUUUGUUCCACCCACCAUUGACCGCAAGACCGUAGAGCUGCGCCUCACAGAUAACUUUAUCACUAUUGUGCGACGCAAAGACUUCUUCAACAUGACCAGUCUGGUGCACCUGACUUUGUCUCGUAACACCAUCAGUCAAAUCACUCCACAAGCCUUUGUCGGCCUGAGAGCUCUGCGGGCGCUUCACAUGGAUGGAAAUCGCCUCACGGUUAUAAAGAGUGAUCACUUUAAAGGACUGGUGAACCUGCGCCAUCUCAUUCUGGGGAAUAACCAGAUUCAUGAAGUUGAUGAAAACUCGUUUGAUGAAUUUGUGUCCACUAUAGAGGAUUUGGAUCUAUCAAACAACAAUCUGCGCACUCUUCCCUGGGAGGCCAUAGGACGAAUGAUCAACAUUAACACGCUUACACUGGACCACAACCUGAUUGACCACAUUGGCGUGGGGACAUUUACACUGCUGACCAAGCUAGUGCGUUUGGACAUGACCUCCAACAGGCUGCAGAAGCUGCCCCCAGACAGUCUGUUUCAACACGCCCAGGUUCUGUCAGACGCCAAAGGUUCCAGCUCAUCUACUUUGGCUGUUAGCUUCGGGGGAAACCCUCUGCACUGUAACUGUGAACUGCUGUGGCUGCGCAGGCUGACCAGAGAGGAUGACCUGGAGACCUGCGCCUCCCCAGAGCACCUCAUGGACAAAUAUUUCUGGUCUAUUCAAGAGGAGGAGUUCAUCUGCGAGCCUCCACUCAUCACCAAACAUGUAGCCACAAAGCCGUUUGUGAUGGAGGGACAGGGCGUGACUCUUAAAUGCAAAGCAGUGGGGGAUCCAGACCCAGAGAUUCACUGGCGCUCUCCAGAUGGGAAGCUGGUGCACAAUAACUCUCGCACUAUCCUCUAUGAUAAUGGGACCCUUGAUAUUCUCAUCACCACUCUGAAGGAUAGUGGGUCCUUUAAUUGUGUGGCAUCGAAUGCUGCAGGCAUCGCCACAGCUGCUGUUGAGAUCAAUAUGAUCCCCCUUCCGCUGUUUGUUAACAACACAGCACACAUGAGGGAAGACCCGGGCCUCUCCGACAUCACCACCUCCUCCAAAUCUGGCAACGACACCAAGGGCUAUGACAAGCAGGACAGAAGAGUCAUGGUGUCCGAGCUGACCUCCUCCUCAGCAGUUAUCCGUUGGCCAUCAGAGCGCCACAUCCCCGGCAUUCGCAUGUACCAGAUCCAGUACAACAGCUCCGCCGAUGACACUCUGGUGUACAGGAUGAUACCCUCCACAAAUAAGAACUUCCUGAUCAAUGACCUGGCUGCAGGGCGAGAGUACGACCUAUGCGUGCUGGCAGUCUACGAUGACGGGAUCACGUCUCUCACUGCCACACGAGUGGUGGGCUGUAUACAGUUCCACACAGCCAAUGAGGUCAGCCAGUGCCGCUUCAUGCACAGCCAGUUCCUGGGCGGAACCAUGAUAAUCAUUAUAGGAGGAAUCAUUGUGGCAUCUGUGCUUGUGUUUAUUAUCAUCCUGAUGAUUCGCUACAAGGCCUACAGCAGCCCGGAGGACAACAAAAGAAAGUGCAGCUCCAGUAUGCACUCCCAGACCAAUGGCAGCCAGCAGAGGCUGCAGCGAUCAGUGUCCAAGCAGCCUUCUGAUGAGGGUCAGGCCCAGGGUCUCAAAGAGUGCAUGGCUCUGGUCCUGCGUGUGGAAAGUGACAAGAAGGAGAACCUCACAUCCACCACUGCCAUCAUGGAGGUCGAGCUGCCUUCACUGUCUGCAGAUCGGAUGAAGAGGAGGACCAGUGUGGAUGCACACUUCUCUGGUCCUCCAUCUGAGGACACACAAACGGACAGUAGCCUGACCGGCUCCACUAUGUCUCUGUGUCUCAUAGGCCCCAACGCUGGCACCAAAGAGGCUCCACGGCUCAAGGACAAGAAGAGUGCUCUGGCUAAUAUGGGACUGCUCCCCAAUGAUCUGUCACGAACUAGGCACAGAUUUUCCUUUGAUGGCGGGGAUUACUCCAUAUUUCAGAGUCAUAGUUACCCGCGCAGAGCGAAGACAAGGUGGCAUCGCUCCACCAACCAGCUCAACAUGGAGUCAUCCCCUCUUGCUAACAGGAAAGUUACGUUCAGCAGCACUGAGUGGAUGUUAGAGAGCACAGUGUGA